Candidula unifasciata is the source of this 1327-nucleotide messenger RNA. The record is from the annotation of a GenBank genome assembly. NCBI's taxonomy places the organism in Eukaryota, Metazoa, Mollusca, Gastropoda, Stylommatophora, Geomitridae.
ACUGGACGAAGCCAAGAAAUGGAGGAGCCAGGAUCGCGAGACAAUCAACAAGCUCAACCAACAAGUAUCCGAGCUGGAGGGAGAGGUCCGCAUGCUGAGGCGUACCAACGACUCCCUGGACACAGAGAGACAGCGAGACAAGGCCACAAUCAACAGGCUGCAAGAAGAACUUGAGAAGCUCAGAAUUGACCUCAGCAAUGAGACCAUUGCCAGAUUGGAUGCUGAAAACAAAUACCAGACCCUGCUGGAGGAGAUGGAGUUCCUGAAGAGUGUUCAUGAGCAGGAACUGAAGGAGUUGUCUGCCCUUGCCUACAGGGACACCACUUCAGAAAACCGUGAGUUCUGGAAGAAUGAGUUGUCCCAGGCAAUUAGGGACAUCCAGCAGGAGUACGACAUGAAGGUCGACCAGAUUCGAGGAGAGAUGGAGACCUUCUACAAUCUCAAGGUCCAAGAAUUUAGAACUGGAGCUACCAAACAGAACAUGGAGGUAACCCAUGCCAGGGAAGAAACUAAGAAACUUCACAAACAGCUGGGAGACCUUCGUACUCGUAAUUCUGACCUGGAGGCUAGAAAUGCCCAGUUGGAGAAACAAUACCAAGACAUGCUUAGGGAAUUGGAGCAGAAGGAUCAUGAGCAUGUGGUGGAGAUCAACUCGAUGAAGGAGGAGUUGAACAAGCUCCGAGCUGAGCUUGAGGCCAUGCUCAUUGAACUGCAGAUACUGAUGGAUGCCAAGCUUUCUUUGGAACUGGAGAUUGCUGCCUAUAGGAAGCUGCUGGAAGGAGAGGAAACAAGGGUUGGUCUGAGAACUGUAGUGGAGCAGACACUAGGGGUCAGACAAACUGGAUCCGCUCGCUUGGCAGACAUAAUAAAUGUUUCCGAAGGACAGGCAUAUGAAUCUGCCGGGGACUCUCAGCUGUCGGUGAAGAUGAUGAGAGGUGAAGUGUCGGCCAAAACUACUUACCAGAGAACAGCAAAUGGUCCAGUCAGCAUCGCUGAAGCAAAUCCUGAGGGAAAGUUUAUUUUGUUGGAGAACAACUCGUCUGGAGGUGUCAGGAAGGAGGUAAAUCUGGAUGGCUGGAAGUUGCGCCGUGUUGUGGACAACAACUUCAAGAGACCGUAUGAGUACACGUUUAGAAACUUUGUGCUGAAACCAAACAAGAGUGUCAAGAUCUUUGCGAGGUCACUGGCAUCCCAAGCAGGACCCAAUGACCUGGUUUACCGUGACUCCGACACCUGGGGAGCUGGAGCAGAGGUUGUAACCACCCUUCUUAAUGAAAAGGGAGAGGAGAAAGCCAGCCACAUCCAGAAGACCAACUACAGCCAGUAA